Camarhynchus parvulus is the source of this 2676-nucleotide messenger RNA. It is a transcript of the gene NENF, whose product is annotated as neudesin neurotrophic factor. The record is from RefSeq and is a predicted model, not a curated record. NCBI's taxonomy places the organism in Eukaryota, Metazoa, Chordata, Aves, Passeriformes, Thraupidae. Gene Ontology annotation, cellular component: endomembrane system; membrane. The transcript has 4 exons. The coding region runs from base 197 to 712 and encodes 171 amino acids.
GCUCCCCCUGAGCCUCCUUUUCCCCAGCCUAAGCCCUCCCACGCCCCUCAGCGCUGUGCGAGGGGGUUGUUCUUUUUCUAGGACUGUUGUAAACCCCGGGCUGUUCCUGGGGCCCUCUCCACGGCGUUCCCGUAACCGCGGUCCCACCCCGCUCCCUUCCCGGGCCGCAGGCCGGGGGCGGUUCGCGCUCCCCGCCAUGGCGGGCGCUGCGGCCCGGGGCCCGCGGCCCUGCCUGCUGCUGCCCUCCCUGCUGCUCCUGCUCCUGCUGCCGGCCGGCCGCGCCGAGCCCGAGCUGCGCUUCAGGCCGCCGGCCGAGGCCCCCGUGCGGCUCUUCACCGAGCCCGAGCUGGCCAGAUACGACGGGCACCAGGAAGGACAGCCCAUCUACCUGGCAGUGAAGGGUGUCGUGUUUGAUGUCACCUCUGGAAAAGAAUUUUAUGGAAAAGGAGCCCCAUACAAUGCUUUGGCUGGAAAAGACUCAACAAGAGGAGUUGCAAAGAUGUCUCUGGAUCCAGCAGAUCUUACACAUGACACAACAGGACUCACAGAGGAGGAGCUGAAGUCCCUGGAUGACAUCUUCAAUAAUGUUUAUAAAGCCAAAUAUCCAAUUGUUGGCUAUACUUCUCGGCGAAUUCUGAAUGAGGAUGGCAGCCCCAAUCUGGACUUUAAACCUGAAGAUCAGCCACAUUUCAGCAUUAAAGAUGAGUUUUGAGGAACAUUUUUGUGCCUAGAGAAUGCCUGGGCAGAGGCACAGCAGAAUAUUAAAUUAAUUCCCUGUGCUGUGGAGUUCAUUACUACAAUUAGCCACCAUGAGUCAGUUGUCUGCUCAGAAAAUAAGUGUGUGUGUACACACACAGCAUAGAGGAAACAAACAGAUCUGUAGUAGUGUCAUACACCUGGGCUGUUUGCUGGGAAUUACAGGAAUUAUUUAACCUGCAAGUUCUUUCUGACAGGAUUUCUCUGUUAAGAAGUGUAUAAUGUAAAAUCACGUUCUGUAGAAGAAAGAAGAAAGCUUUUAAUAAUUGAAAUAUGAUUGGUCUUUUUGUAAAUUCAAAGUUGUUUCCCACUCCUUGGAAAAGUGUAAAUGAAUUAUCUGGAUGAGCUAACAUCAAUUCUCUGUGCUUCAUGUGAGUGUAGGUAUCACAAGUACAGACAGGUGCAAUACAUUAUAUACAGGCUAACAUUUUGUAAAGCAUUAUGGAGUUUAAUAUUUGAUGGGUUUGAGAAUACUGGAUCUAAAGUCACUCAAUCUCCUCAAAUGCAGUUACUGUGGAGUAUUUCUGCAAAGCCUACAGCUGUAAACCAAGAAAAUUAAAUCUUUUUUCCCCCAUGAGGACUACUGUGACAUUUAAAAUAAGACCAUUAUGUUAGGUUUGGAUAAAUGACACUUCACUUUUUAAAAAUAAUUAUCAAAGAUGUCAUCUAUAUUAGAUUAUGAUGAUUUCCUUCUAUCUUUCUCUGACAAAAAGAGGAAAUCAUAGCCCAGAUAUAUUUGCCACAUACUCUUACAGCACAGGUUUAUUAUUGCAGCUCAGUGUCCUGUGAACAUUGUUAGCAUUUUCAUACUAACAAUUUCAGCUCUCAUUUUUUAUGUCCCUUAGUUUUUCUUUGUUCUUACCCUGGCUUCAUCACUGCUGUUUUAAUGAAGAGUGCAGCUCCAUGUUCCUCUUCCUCUUCACCUGAUACAAAACUGCAGAUCCUGCAGUGUGAAAGCAGACCCCCCUGAUGGCAUUUCCCUGGCAGCCUUUCAGCAGCAAGAGGACUGUAAAAGCCUGAGCUGUACAAAGUGCUGCUAACCCCUGACUUUCACUAACUUAAGUAGAAUGUGAAUUGUCCCAUAUGUGGAUUUCUCUGUCACUGUCAUCAUUUAUUUGAUUGAUAUGGGAAAAACUAAGCAGCUGAUCCUGAUUCUGUAUUAAUAAUACAGAUAUAAUAAAAAUAUGAUUCUGUAUUGUUGUUCUAUUUCUUAAGCAUUUUGGUAACUUUCUAUGAAGGGAAGAUUUUAUUAGAUGAUUCUCCACCUUCUAGUUUGCAGGGGACAGCUGCCUGUGAGUUGAAUAACUAGAAAAGCUGUUUCUAUGUAUUUGCCCAUUCUUUCACAAUCUUACAGAUUUUAUUCUAGAUUUGUUUUGUUUCUCACCAUUAGACCACUUCAUUUGCAGGAGGGACUCCAUGGGCCCUCCCACUGUUGGAUGGUGCUCUGAGCAGAAAAAAUAAAUCAGCAUCUAAGAAAUGACUAUUGCUUCAGAUAAUUAUUAUUUUGUGUUACUAUUUAUUAUUAUUAUUACUGCUGCCCUUUUGAUUAGAGACCAACAGCAGCUGGGAGUUUGCUCCUUGAUGAUACCUGUUGUCUUUGUGGGAAUGCACGUGCGUUUGGUGGUCAUGGUGGUUGGUAGUUUACCAACAUUUCACAAAUAAUUUUUCAGUGCCCACUAGGUUUUUUGCCCUUUUCCUCCUUUCCUUGCAUGCAUCCUGGUGGGACAGCUUCAGUAGUUGUGCUGCUGUGGUUAUUGUAGAAGUCCUUGCUUCAUCUGGCAUCAUGAUAUCCAGCUGCAUUUCAAAAAAAACCCUUUGUAGCUCAGUUGCAGCUCAUCACCACUGAAUGGCUCAGUGUUCUUGUUUGCUUCCUACUUUUCCUGUUCUCUCGAUGAAAUCACCUUUGCUAAUGUCAAAGCA